AAGUGGUCUCGAGGUUCUCUAGAGCGAGCGGUUUUGGUGCAUUCCGGGUCUGAGAGAGAGACCGGCAGUAGCGCCUGGCGACGACGACGACAGCGGCGGCUCCCUCUCCUGUUCCUCCUUUGGUCGGUUGUCUCUCCGCUCGUGGCGUUCUCGUCCCCGCCCUCUCUUCACCGUCUCUCCUCCCACUCCGGGCUAAGGAGCCGCCUCCUUCGCCGCCGCCUCUCAGCUGGACUUCAGAGUUUAUCUUAGGAGCUUUUGGGAAGUUAUUUUUUGAAGUAAUGCCCACGGAAAGUGGAAGCUGUACCACUGCUCGCCAAGCAAAGCAGAAACGCAAAUCUCACAGUCUUUCUAUACGAAGAACCAACAGUUCUGAGCAAGAGCGGUCAGGACUGCAGAGAGAGAUGCUGGAAAGCCAGGAUUCAAAACUGCCAUCAUCUGUUAGAAAUACACUUCUGGAACUUUUUGGCCAAAUAGAAAGAGAGUUUGAGAACCUCUACAUUGAAAAUCUUGAAUUACGUAGAGAGAUUGAUACACUUAAUGAGCGCUUAGCAGCUGAAGGCCAAACCAUUGAUGGAGCUGAACUGAGCAAGGGACAGCUGAAAACAAAAGCCAGUCAUAGUACCAGCCAGCUCUCUCAGAAAUUAAAGACUACUUACAAGGCGUCUACUAGCAAGCGUUCAAAUUCUUUCCCAGGCAAAUCAGGUGGACCUCGCAACUUCAACGUGGGAAGCUGGGAAUUAUGGGGUGGAGACUCCUGGAUCGUGUCCAGUUUCAAAACAACAACAUCUAGAGCAAUCUGUCAGCUGGUGAAAGAGUAUAUUGGUCAUCGGGAUGGGAUUUGGGAUGUCAGUGUUACGAAAACGCAGCCAGUGGUGCUGGGCACUGCAUCCGCUGAUCACACUGCUUUGCUGUGGAGUAUAGAAACCGGAAAGUGCCUUGUCAAAUAUGUUGGGCAUGCUGGAUCAGUAAACUCAAUAAAGUUCCAUCCAGCAGAACAAGUGGCUCUAACAGCUUCUGGAGACCAGACAGCUCAUAUCUGGAGGUUUAUGGUGCAGCUGCCCACACCUCAGCCUACCGCAGACUGCAAUCAAAUGUCUGGAGAAGAUGAAGUCGAGUUCUCUGACAAAGAUGAACCUGAUGGCGAUGGAGAUGGUUCCAGUGAUUGUCCCACCAUCCGGGCUCCUUUAACCUCCCUAAAAAGCCAUCAAGGUGUAGUCAUAGCAGCUGAUUGGCUGGUUGGAGGGAAGCAAGCUGUGACAGCUUCAUGGGAUAGGACAGCAAAUCUAUACGAUGUGGAGACCUCUGAACUUGUGCACUCUCUGACAGGACAUGACCAGGAACUUACACAUUGUUGCACACAUCCCACUCAGCGUCUUGUGGUGACAUCGUCACGCGACACAACCUUCCGUCUGUGGGAUUUCAGAGACCCUUCUAUCCAUUCUGUGAAUGUCUUUCAGGGCCAUACAGACACCGUGACGUCGGCUGUCUUCACUGUGGGGGACAACGUUGUUUCAGGUAGUGAUGACCGUACUGUGAAAGUUUGGGAUUUGAAAAAUAUGAGAUCACCUAUUGCCACUAUUCGCACAGAUUCUGCAGUAAACAGGAUUAAUGUUUGUGUCGGCCAAAGAAUUAUUGCCCUUCCACAUGACAACCGGCAGGUUAGAUUAUUUGACAUGUCUGGAGUGCGAUUAGCACGGCUCCCUCGUAGCAACAGACAGGGCCAUAGAAGAAUGGUCUGUUGCUCAGCGUGGAGUGAAGACCACCCAAUAUGUAAUCUGUUCACUUGCGGAUUUGAUCGCCAGGCUAUUGGGUGGAACAUCAACAUCCCUGCCUUGCUUCAGGAAAAAUGAGAUGCUAGAAGAAUUCCUCUUUUCUUUCUUUUCACUUUUGUUGCCAUGGACUUUUGGGCAGACUUUCCUAUAAGCUUGUCUGCUAUCAUUGUAAAAGGUGCGCCUUGAAAGGGGAUGUGUUACAGCUGUUGUUACCACAUUGUGCAUAGUUGCAUGAAAUGUACAGGAAAAAAAUGUGACCUUUUCAAAGAAGUUAGGUUCUUGUGUAUGAACUUUUAUAUCUUGGCAUCCACUGGUGAAUAGAAGGAUGUUCAGCUUUCCUAUGGAGCAUAUAAGUGUUCAUAAGUUAUUCAGCCUAGAUGAACAGUAGGGCAUUAUGUCUGAGUUAAAUGUGAAUUCUGUGUACUUAUUGUGAAGAAUAUGUAGUCUGCCUUUCCCCCAUCAUUUUACAUAUCUGCCUUGUGGUUAAAGAGAGUAUAGGGCUAAACUCUUAAGAUGAAGGGUGAAUUUCACUUAGAAGUCUGGCAGAGAUUUUCUUGCAUCUAUAUGAAGUCUGACAUGAGGGUUCCAAUGCAUUAAUUUCAACUCCCAAUUUAGUCUCGUUUCUGGAAUAAAUACAAGGUUUAGGGAAAGAGACAAACGCUAACUUUAGCUUUGGGCAUAGAAUGCUGGUUUGCCAUGUUGGGACUAUCCUUAUACAUUUCAAAAAGUAACUUGUUAGUUCUUACCCCAUUGACUUGAGCCAACACUCGAAAUCUCACUUAUGGCAAACAAUAAAAUGUUACUAUCAUGGGAAACUGAACAAGUUCUUAAAGCACUUUAGUUUAUAGCAGCUGUUAUAAGCCGCAAGCAUCACAUGACAUUUCCUGGAGAAUGUGAGACCUGUAUCUAAGAAGGAUUUACAAUGCUACAUUUUUGUGAUUUUGUUCUUUUAAGUCAGAGAAUAAAUCUUUGUUUUGGUUUUUUUAAAAACGACGACAACAACUCCACCUGUGUUUAACGUGUUUUAAAAUGGGAGCUUUCCCAUCAUAAUUCUGUUUUGAGCCAACAAUACAAAGGCCACGAUCCAAACAACCAUACAUGUUCUGCAUACCCAAGAGGGAUUGGGGGCUUAUGUCCAGCAUCCAUGCCAAGCUGCUUUCGACAGUAAGGGGUCUUCCAUACAGCAGUUUAUAUUAUGGUAUGGUGGUUGGAGACGUGCUGCUGUUCAACAAACAAAACCAGCAAGAGAUCUCACUGGGCAGGCCCAAGCUCUUGGUGGUGCCGAACAUAGUUCUCUGGGUUCUGGCCAUUGUAACUUAGAGUGCUACCUCAAAAAUUAAUGUGGGGCUACUUUGAAGUGUUUAACCUUGCUAAAGCACUUUGGAUCUCAUUUCAUUGUGCAGUCUUAAAGAGUAGAAGACAAUCAUACCAAACUUCAAGCUCGAACUGUAUCAAACUCAAUAGAACAUAGUCACAAUGAGAAAUGUUCACUUUGAACGUAAACAAAGCUCCCGAUCUUGUUCCAUGCAGUUCUGUAGAUUUUUCUUUACUUUUACCCAGGAGAAUCCUACAUAGGGUUUGCUCCUCCCAAAUUGUGCCGCCCAGCUUGACGUGCUUGAUUCAUAUUUGCAAGUGUGCAGUUUAUGGCAGUUUCGAAGAAGGAUAUGGAAGAUGUAUUUUAAGGCUCCUUUAUAGAUGUUGCCUUUUCAGCUGAAGGCAGGAAGCACUUCUCUUCACUGUCUGUCCAUAUCUCAGGGUUAGGGCCACAGUAAUCAAAGUGGUAAUGUAGGUUGCUGAAAAUGGGUUUAAAACGAAUUCGCAUAGAAUGCCCUGCAUUACAUUUCCUUGGUCACUCUUUUUUUGUGGUUGUUGAGGUUGUCUUCUACAGCACUGCCCAAUAUGAAGUUGAGAGGCUGACUGGUUUCUUUCUGUACGUAGAGGAGAGAGUAAGUUGGGAGCAGAGGGAGAGAGAGAGAGAGAGAGCUAAAAUCCUAGAAGGAAGUGGAUGAAUGAGAGUUUAGGUAGUUUAUGGAGAAUUUAGAAUGUAUUAGUGUGAACCAUUUAGGGCAAAAGGUUGUAUGGACCCAGAGCUUAAGUAGCUAUGAAAAACGGAAGCCUUGAAAGAAGAGAAGGCAAGUAAAUGACUGAGGCUUUCAAUGAUUAUCAAAUGUAUACUGAUAAGCAAACAUUGACUUGGGAGUUAGGUGAAGGAUCAACCGGAGAGAUUGCUCUCCCCUUUUCCUUUUGGAGAAUCCUUGCUGGGAUCUUAAAGGCCCACACAAUCUGGUUCUUUCUCCACCUAUACGUCAUGGCAAAGACUCAAAUGAGUUACGGACGGCUGUAUUGUGCGUGUUUUAUUAUAUCCUUUUGUAGCAUGUGCUUCUAAUGUUGGGGCUGCCCUCAAAGCACCUGGAGUGUGGGUGGAGAGAAGCAGUUUACUUCUCAGCUCUUCUGUUUGGACAGCAAGAGAAACCGGAGCCACUGAGAGAACUCUAAUGCACAUGUAGAUUUGUCACUAUAAAUGACCCUGUUUUUACCUGUGUACUCCCUGGCUAAUGGGGUGGAAGGCAUUUCGGCUGAAUUCAUGUGCCGUUUGAGAGCGAUAGACUCCUUUAGGCAUCUGAACCUUUUAGAUCUACAUUAGGGAAAAGUUUGCAGGGCCUUUGGUCUCACUGAUGAAUGUUUUGGGCUAAUGGCUUCUUGCCUUCAGUGGGGACAAUGGACUUUAGUGUCAUGGACAGUCCACAUGAUCGGGGGUUGUACAUUUUUAAAAUACAUAUGAAAUAACGCAGCAGCAUGGAGUUGACACUGUCCACCAUUGCUGAGCUUUAUAUCACCAAAGGAGCUACUUUUCAUAGCAGAGAUAUAUCUACCUGCUUGUUCUCACUUCAGCCAUGGGCCACGCCUGGCUUCUUUGUAAGGAUCUAGCUAGUUUCUUAACUGCUGCAAUAUCUUAGGUGUUGUGUUGAGGCGACAGAGAUGCCUCCCAAUGAUUGACGAACGGUAGUGGUGAAAACCGUUAUUGGUGACACAUUUCACUUUUUCUGGUCUCUAUUUCAAAGCAAACAGGGGUUCUAACAACUGCUGUGAGAGUAUUGAUAUAAUUAUGUCCUGCAUUUCACAUAGAAGGAAAGUGACUUUUGCAUAUUUUCAGUAUUGAGACUUAAUUUUAUGAAAGAAGGCUGAAUCACUGGGCAAAUCACAAAGACCUGUGUCUGUUUGUCUCUUUCUCUGUGUAUACGUGUUCUUCAAACAGUGCACAUAUUUUUUGUAGGUGAAAAAAGUAACUGUUUCAGAAUCUGAAGGAUCUUAUUUUGAUGCCUAAGUCUUUGAAAACCGGCUUCCUCAACGGAAGAAGAAAAUCCUGUAUUGUAUGUCAAUGUAGAACCACUUGUUUUUUGUUUACUGAUAUUCUGGUGAAUUGAUUGUUUGUGUUUUUUUAGAUGUUCAGUGUGUGUCUUUGUUGCAAUUUGAAAAUGCCAUUAAAUCAUUCAGCAUAGUU
Messenger RNA from Elgaria multicarinata webbii, 5274 nucleotides. It is a transcript of the gene WDR37, whose product is annotated as WD repeat domain 37. The coding region runs from base 279 to 1850 and encodes 523 amino acids. Gene Ontology annotation, molecular function: protein binding. NCBI's taxonomy places the organism in Eukaryota, Metazoa, Chordata, Lepidosauria, Squamata, Anguidae. The transcript has 15 exons. The record is from RefSeq and is a predicted model, not a curated record.